AUGGCGUCGCCCUUGGCAAGCCUGCCGCUGGUAAAGAAGGAUGGGUCCAAGGGCGACAUCACUGGCAAAGUGGUGGCGCUCUACUUCUCGGCUCACUGGUGCCCGCCAUGCAGAGGAUUCACGCCGGCCCUGAAGCAGUUCUACGAGACGCUCAAGGAGAAGGGCGAGAACGUGGAGAUCAUCUUCGUGUCCGCAGACAAAACUCCAGAGGAGGCCCAGGACUACUUCGCCGACCACCACGGAGAUUGGCUGGCGGUGGACUUUAAGGCCACCAAGGAGCGCGAGCAACUGUCCAGGCACUUCGAGGUCUCAGGCAUCCCGAGCCUCAUCCUCGUGGAUUCCCACGGGAAGGCCGUGGAAGCCGUGGACGGACGCUCGGAUGUGGCCAGCUGCAAGACGCCCGAGGCCGUCAUGCAGACCUUUGCCGGCUGGAAGAAGUCCGCGGGCGACUGGCGGGAGACGGCCGGCACAGCUCUGGGCGGCUCCGGCGCCCCCGCCGCCGCGGGCGACGCGGCGGCGCUGCGGGCGGCGCGCCUGGCGGCCCUGGAGAAGGCUGGAAGAUGA
Effrenium voratum is the source of this 564-nucleotide messenger RNA. Lineage: Eukaryota; Dinophyceae; Suessiales; Symbiodiniaceae. The record is from the annotation of a GenBank genome assembly.